This is a messenger RNA of Ictidomys tridecemlineatus (thirteen-lined ground squirrel), 15655 nucleotides long. The record is from RefSeq and is a predicted model, not a curated record. Lineage: Eukaryota; Metazoa; Chordata; Mammalia; Rodentia; Sciuridae.
UCCGGCGAGUUCCGGACGUGCACGCAUCGCCACACAAAGUUUCCAGUCAGCGGCGCUGGGCGGCUGAGGUCCGCUGAGCUGGAGGUGGCCCCGCCAAGAAGUGGGUGUGAGUGGGUUUUUCGGGAUUCCGGGAGACCCUUUCUGCCUACGCAGCUCGGACGCGGAAUAGCAAGGGAACUUUAAAAAAGCUAGUCGAGACGUACCAGGGCCAAGAUCUUCCCUGUGAGAGACCCCAAAGAGGACGGAUCUAGCCCCAGGGAAAUGCUGCGAGAGCAGAUCAGUCCGUGACCGGCAACUUUCGGGUAGACUUUGCAGUGGAGAACUACGCUUUGCCCCUUCUCGUUCUCCCAAGCCCAGCCAUCGUCGGUGUCCUGCGGUCCGGGAGAGCUCGGUCAGCUCCCCGCCCCAGCAGUGAGUGAAUUGAAUCGCCCGCCGGAUCCGGCGCCUCGGGGCUGAUGUGAGAGUCGCUCUUGGCCUGUCCAUCUUCUUUUCUCCCCGGAGGAAACAGCCCACUGUUCUCCACCCUCUGGGCGUCCCCGGCUCCGGGCGCCGAAACCAGCAGUUUGGCGGAGAGCCGGCUCUUGGAUGCUGAAGGCUGCACUCCUCCACUGUGGGUGCCAAGGCGGCGAUGGGUUUCCUCAAAGUGUGGCUCAGGGUGGCCGUAGCGUUGGCGGAAUUUGCAGUAUUGCUUCAUCAUUCUGAAGGUGCUUGUGUCUAUCAGGGUUCCUUGUUGGCGGAUGCCACAGUUUGGAAGCCUGAUUCAUGCCAAAACUGCCGUUGCCAUGGCAACAUCAUUAUCUGCAAACCUGUUGUUUGCAGAAACCCUCAGUGUGCCUUUGAGAAGGGAGAAGUGCUUCAAAUAGCUGCCAACCAGUGCUGCCCAGAGUGUGUAUCGAGGACUCCUGGAUCUUGCCACCAUGAAGAGAGAAUCCAUGAGCAUGGAACAGAGUGGGCCUCUUCCCCAUGUAGUGUGUGCUCUUGCACUCAUGGGGAAGUAAGGUGCACCCCCCAGCCAUGCCCACGCUUGUCAUGUGGACCCCAGGAGCUGGAAUUCAUCCCUGAAGGGAGCUGCUGCCCAGUCUGCGUGGGCCCUGGGAAACCCUGUUCCUAUGAAGGCCGUGUGUUUGAGGACGGGGAGGACUGGAGGCUGAGCCAGUGUGCCAAGUGUGUGUGCAGAAAUGGAGUCGUGCAGUGCUUCGCGGCUCAGUGCCUGCCUCUGUUUUGUAACCAGGAUGAAAUUAUAGUCCGAGACCCUGGAAAUUGCUGUCCCCAAUGCUCUGCACAGUCCUGCUCUGUAGCUGGCCAAGUCCACAAGCAUGGUGAGCAGUGGACUGAAGAUGCCUGUACAACAUGUACCUGUGACCAGGGUGAGAUCAGAUGUCACACACAGGCCUGCCCACCCCUGAGAUGUGAGAAGGGUCAGAGCAGGGCUCGGCAUCAUGGACAAUGCUGUGAGGAAUGUGUGUCUCCCUUCGGAAGCUGCACAUCUAAUGGGAUUGUGCGGUACCAGGAUGAAAUGUGGAAAGGUUCAGCCUGUGAGUUCUGCGUCUGUGACCGUGGGCAGGUAACCUGCCAGACUGGAGAGUGUGCUAAGGUGGAGUGUGCCCAGGGAGAAGAAUUAAUUCACUUAGAUGGAAAAUGCUGCCCUGAAUGCAUUUCUAGGAAUGGCCAUUGUGUGUAUGAAGAAAAGGCAGAAUUUAUAUCCUCAAAUGCAGGUGAAAUUAAAUAUAUUCCAGAGGGUCACAAGUGGGAAGACGGUCCCUGCAGGGUGUGUGAGUGCCGGGGCGCCCAGGUCACUUGCUACGAGCCCUCUUGCCCGCCAUGUCCAGUGGCCACCGUAGCCCUGCAGGUGAAGGGACAGUGUUGCCCAGAUUGCACUUCAGUCCGUUGUCAUCCAGACUGCUUGACCUGCUCUCACUCUCCGGAUCAUUGUGACCUCUGCCAGGAUCCCACACAGUUGCUGCAGAAUGGACGGUGUGUGCACAGCUGCGGUCCGGGAUUUUACCAAGCUGGCAGUCUCUGCUUAGCCUGCCAGCCUCAGUGUUCCACGUGCUCCAGUGGGCUGGAGUGCUCCUCCUGCCAGCCUCCCCUGCUGAUGCGGCGUGGGCAGUGCGUGUCCACCUGUGGGGAAGGCUUCUACCAAGAUCGCCACUCCUGUGAAGGCUGUCAUGAGUCCUGUGCACGCUGCUGGGGCCCCACAGAGAAGCACUGCGUGGCCUGCAAAGAUCCCCUGCAAGUGCUGCGAGAUGGCAGCUGUGAGAACAGUUGUGGUGACGGUUUCUACAACAGGAAGGGGACCUGUGUUGCUUGUGACCAAUCCUGUAAGAGUUGUGGCCCCAAUAGUCCCAGAUGUCUUUCCUGUACUGAAAAGACAGUGUUGUAUGAUGGGAAAUGCAUUGCUGAAUGCCCGCGUGGGUACUACGCAGAUGCCACUGGCAGAUGCAAAGUUUGUCAUGACUCAUGUGCCAGCUGCUCCGGACCCUCAGCCUCUCACUGUACAGCCUGCAUCCAGCCCCAGGCUCUACAUCAAGGCCACUGUCUAUCCAGCUGUGGAGAGGGCUUCUACCCUGACCAUGGGGACUGCAAAGCCUGUCAUGCUUCCUGCCAGACGUGUGUGGGUCCAGAGCCCUCUCAUUGCACUCAGUGUCGGAAUCCAGAGGCAGGACUGCAAGCAGAGCAGCUCUCUGGGGCACACAUCCCCUCUGGCGAGUGUCUGUCCGAGUGUAGAGCCCAGUUUUACUUGGACAGCUCUGGGCUGUGUGAAGCUUGCCACCAGUCCUGUUUCAAGUGUUUGGGGAAAAGCCCUCAUAACUGCACAGCCUGCAGGCCUUCCCACGUGCUGCUGGAUGGGCGGUGCCUCUCCCAGUGCCCUGAGGGCUACUUUAACCAGGAAGGUAGUUGUACAGAAUGCCACCCGACCUGCAGGCGGUGCCAUGGGCCCUUGGAAUUUGACUGCACCUCUUGUCACCCUCAUGUCACUGUUACCAAUGGGAAGUGUAAGACCAGUUGCAAGGAAGAGCAGUUCCUCAAUCUCGUGGGGUACUGUGCUGACUGCCAUCCCCUGUGCCAGCACUGUGUAGCUGAUCUCCAGGACACUGGGAGCGUCUGCCUGAGGUGCCAGAAUGCCCGCUACCUGCUGCUAGGGGACCACUGUGUUCCUGACUGCCCUUCUGGAUACUACGCAGAGAGGGGAGCUUGUAAAAAAUGCCACUCCUCCUGCAGAACCUGCCAGGGCGGAGGACCUUUCUCUUGCUCCUCGUGUGACGCCAACCUCGUUCUGACCCACAUUGGCACCUGCAGCACCACUUGCUUCCCUGGGCACCAUCUCGAUGACAACCAUGCUUGCCAGCGUAGGUGUUUUAAGUGUGAUUGGAGUUGCAAUGCAUGCAGUGGUCCUCUGAGAACUGACUGCCUGCAGUGCAUGGAUGGCUACGUUCUCCAGGAGGGUGCCUGCGUGGAGCAGUGCUCGCCAUCUUUCUACCGGGACAUGGGCCUCUGCAAGAGCUGUGAUAGUCACUGUCUCCAGUGCCAGGGGCCCCAUGAGUGUACCCGCUGUGAAGGGCCAUUUCUCCUCUUGGAAGCCCAGUGUGUCCAGGAAUGUGGGAAGGGGUACUUUGCAGACCAUGCAAAGCACAUAUGCUCAGCCUGCCCCCAGGGCUGCUUGCAGUGUAGCCACAGAGACCGAUGUCACCUCUGUGGCCAAGGGUUCUUUCUGAAGAAUGGCCUCUGUGUUUCCAACUGCAUUCCUGGCUUCUCUGCCCACUCUUCUAAUGAAACAUGUUCUGGCAAGAUGCACACUCCCAGCCUUCAUGUGAAUGGCUCCUUGAUCCUUGCAAUUGGUUCAAUGAGGCCACUGGACUUUUCCCUCCUGAACAUCCAACACCAGGAUGGCAGGGUAGAAGACCUCCUAUUCCAUGUUGUGAGCACUCCCACCAAUGGUCAGCUGGUGCUCUCAAGAAAUGGAAAAGAAUCUCAGCUGGACAAGGCUGGCCAUUUUAGCUGGAAAGAUGUGAAUGAGAAGAAAGUGCGCUUUAUACACAGCAAAGAAAAGCUCAGGAAAGGUUACUUUUCCUUGAAAAUUAGUGACCAGCAGUUCUUCUCUGAACCACAACUGAUCAACAUACAAGCGUUUUCAACACAGGCCCCAUAUGUGCUGAGAAAUGAGGUUCUCCACAUUAGCAGAGGAGAGCGGGGAACCAUCACCACCCAGCUCCUUGACAUUCGAGAUGAUGACAAUCCCCAGGAUGUGGUCAUCGAAGUACUUGAUCCUCCACUUCAUGGCCAAUUACUCCAAACUCUUCAGUCCCCCACAACCCCUAUCUAUCAUUUCCGGCUGGAUGAACUCUCCAGGGGCCUGCUCCUCUAUGCUCACGAUGGCUCAGAGAGCACAUCUGAUGUUGUGGUCUUGCAGGCCAAUGAUGGACACUCCUUCCAAAAUAUACUAUUUCAUGUGAAGACUGUGCCCAAGAAUGAUGGAGCACUUCGGCUUGUAGCUAAUUCGAUGGUAUGGGUUCCAGAAGGGGGGAUGCUGCAGAUUACCAACAGAAUCUUACAGGCUGAAGCUCCAGGUGCCAACGCUGAAGAUAUUGUCUACAAGAUUACACAAGACCACCCCCAGUUUGGGGAAGUGGUCCUUCUGGUGAAUAUGCCUGCGGACAGUCCUGCAGACCAAGGGCAGCACCUGCCUGAUGGGAGGACAGCAACCCCCACCAGCACCUUCACCCAACAGGACAUCAAUGAAGGCAUUGUGUGGUACAGGCACUCGGGAGCCCCAACCCAGAGUGACUCCUUCCACUUCCAGGUGUCCAGGGCCACAGAUGCUCAGGCCCACCUGGAGAGCCGCGUGUUCAACAUUGCAAUCUUACCGCACACGCCGGAGGCACCAAAGCUCUCUCUGGGAACAUCUCUCCAUAUGACUGCUCGAGAAGAUGGCCUGACUGUCAUUCAGCCUCAUGCCCUGUCCUUUGUGAACUCGGGGAGGCCCAGUAGAAAGAUUAUAUACAAUAUCACUAGACCCCUGCAUCCAAAUCAUGGUAUCAUCGAGCACAGGGACCAGCCUCACUCACCCAUCCGGUAUUUCACACAGGAAGAUGUUAACCAGGGGAAAGUCAUGUACCGCCCUCCCUCUGCAGCUCCCCACCUUCAGGAGAUCAUGGCCUUCUCCUUUGCUGGUCUCCCAGAAUCAGUGAAAUUCCACUUCACGGUUUCAGAUGGAGAGCACACUAGUCCAGAGAUGGCCCUCACCAUUCAUCUCCUUCCCAUGGAUGGACAACCGCCAGCGUUCCAGGUCACAGCUCCCGUGCUCCAGGUCAGCCCAGGAGGCCGCACUUCUCUAGGCCUCCAGCUGGUAGUGAGAGAUGCUGAGACAGACCCUGAAGGACUCUCCUUCGACCUCCGGAAACCUCCAAAGCAUGGUGUUCUGCUUAAGCUUAUGUCUGGGUUCCAAGAACCCAUGGCCACAGGUGACACUUUCACAUAUGAUGAUAUGAAGAGAAACGCUCUGCAGUAUAUCCAUGAUGGUUCCUCUGUCUGGGAAGACAGCAUGGAGAUCUCAGUGACAGAUGGCUUCACAGUGACCACGUCAGAAGUGAGAGUGGAGGUGUCCCUAUCAGAGGGCCAAGGGCCGCGGCUGGCUGCCGGUUCCUCCCUGAGCAUCACUGUUGCUAGCCAAAGCACAGCCAUGAUCACCAGGUCGCACCUUGCUUAUGAGGAUGAUUCUUCCCCCGACUCAGAGAUCUGGAUUCAGUUAAGUUCUCUGCCCAUGUAUGGUGCUCUCUUAAGGACCUCAGGAUCUGAGGUGGAGGAACUCUCAGAGGUUUCCAAUUUCACCAUGGAGGACAUCAACAACAAGAACAUUAGAUACUCAGCUGUAUUUGAGACAGAUGGUCAUGUGGUUACUGACAGCUUCCACUUCUCUGUCUCUGACAUGGACCACAACCGUCUGGACAAUCAGAUAUUUACCGUCACAAUCACUCCUGCCAAGAGUCCACCUCCAGUCAUCGCUUUCGCCGACCUCAUCACGGUCGAUGAGGGAGGGAGAGCCCCACUCUCCUUUCACCAUUUCUUUGCGACUGAUGAUCAUGAGAACCUCCAGGGAGAUGCCAUCAUUAAGCUAAGCGCAUUGCCCAAAUAUGGCUGCAUUGAGAACAGAGGAACAGGUGAUCGUUUUGGCCCCGGAGCUACCAGUGACCUAGAGGCAUCAUUCCCUAUUCAAGAUAUCCUAGAAAACUACAUUUACUACUUUCAGAGUGUUCAUGAAAGCAUCGAGCCAACACAUGACAUUUUUAGUUUUUAUGUGAGUGAUGGAGCCAGUCGCUCGGAAAUUCACAGCAUCAACAUCACCAUUGAGAGGAAGAACGAUGAGCCUCCCAGGAUGACCUUGCGGCCCCUUGGAGUACGGCUGAGCUCUGGAGUGGUGAUAAGCAAUUCUUCUCUGAGCCUGCAAGACCUGGACACCCCAGAUAAUGAGCUGAUUUUUGUAUUGACAAAAAAGCCCAACCAUGGUCAUCUACUCCGGAGACUUACUGCUUCUGAGCCUCUAGAGAAUGGGACAGUUUUAGCCCAUGGUUCCUCCUUCACCUACCAGGAUGUCCUGGCUGGGCUGAUUGGGUACAUGCCUAGUAACUCUGGUAUAGCAGUGGAUGAGUUCCGUUUCUCGCUCACUGAUGGCCUCCAUGUGGACACAGGGAGGAUGGAGGUCUACAUAGAACUGCCCACAAGUGAUACUCCCCGAUUGGCUGUGAACCGAGGCCUACAGCUCUCAGCAGGAUCUGUAGCCCGCAUCACAGAACAGCACCUGAAAGUGACAGACACUGACUCAGAUGACCGUCAGGUUAUGUACAUCAUGAAGGAAGAUCCUGGUGCAGGACGCCUGCAGAAGGUUAAGCAUGACAGCCUGGAGCAAGUCUCUGUGAAAGGUCCCAUCCGAAGUUUCACUCAGGCAGACAUUAACCAAGGGCAGAUAGAAUUCAGUCAUGGAACAGGAGAACCUGGUGGGAGCUUUGCUUUUAAAUUUGAUGUGGUUGAUGGAGAAGGCAACAAAUUGACCGACCAGUCAUUUUCCAUCAGUAUUUUAGAGGACAAAUCCCCACCAGUGGUCACAAACAAUAAAGGGCUAGUCUUGAAUGAAAACUCAGUGAAGAAAAUCACCACUCUCCAGCUCUCAGCCACUGACCAGGACAGUGAGCCUGCAGAAUUGAUCUACAGAAUCACCAGGCAGCCGCAGCUGGGCCACUUGGAACAUGCAGCAUCCCCGGGUAUCCAGAUUAGUUCCUUUACUCAGGCUGACCUGACUUCACGAAACGUUCAAUAUGUCCAUUCUAGUGAGACGGAGAAGCAUUCUGAUGCCUUCAGCUUUGUGCUGUCUGAUGGAACCAAUGAGGUGUCUCAGACUUUCCAUAUCACUAUUCACCCUGUGGACGAUUCGCUGCCUGUGGUACAGAACAGGGGGAUGCGGGUGCAAGAGGGCGUGAGGAAGACCAUCACGGAGUUUGAGCUCAAGGCGGUGGAUGCAGACACAGAGGCUGACUCUGUCACCUUCACCAUUGUGCAGCCACCACGCCACGGCACCAUUGAGAGGACCACCAGGGGGCAGCAUUUCCACCUCAGCUCCACGUUCACCAUGGAAGACAUCUACCAGAACCGGAUCAGCUACAGCCAUGAUGGCAGCAACUCCCUGAAAGACCGCUUCUCCUUUACUGUUUCUGAUGGGAAGAACCCCUUCUUUAUCAUUGAGGAAGGAGGAAAAGAGAUCAUGACAGCAGCACCUCAGCAGUUCCGAGUGGACAUCCUCCCAGUGGAUGAUGGCACUCCUAGGAUAGUCACCAACCUGGGACUACAGUGGCUGGAGUAUAUGGAUGGCAAGGCAACCAACCUGAUCACUAAGAAAGAACUGCUGACCAUGGACCCAGACACGGAGGACUCCCAGCUUGUCUAUGAGAUAACAACGGGCCCCAAGCACGGCCACGUGGAGAACAAGCUGCAGCCGGGCAGGGCUGCUUCCACCUUCACCCAGGAGGAUGUGAACUUGGGGUUGAUUCGUUAUGUGUUGCAUGAGGAGAAGAUCCACGCGCUGAUGGACAGUUUUCAGUUUUUGGUGAAAGACAGUAAGCCCAAUGUGGUCAAUGAUAAUGUCUUCCAUAUCCAGUGGUCCCUCAUCAGCUUUAAAUACACCAGCUACAAUGUCAGUGAGAAGGCAGGGUCUGUCAGCGUCACUGUGCAGAGGACGGGGAACCUGAACCAGUAUGCCAUCGUCCUGUGCCGCACUGAACAAGGCACAGCCAGCUCCAGCUCCAGGGUCAGCUCCCAGCCUGGACAGCAGGACUACGUGGAGUAUGCUGGCCAGGUACAGUUUGAUGAGCGAGAAGAUACCAAGUCCUGCACCAUCGUCAUCAAUGAUGAUGACGUGUUCGAGGGUGUUGAGAGUUUCGCUGUGGAGCUCAGCCUGCCAGCAUAUGCCCUCUUAGGGGAGUUCACCCAGGCGAAGGUCACCAUCAGUGACACUGAGGACGAACCCACGUUGGAGUUUGAUAAGAAGACCUACCGGGUCAACGAAAGUGCUGGGUUUUUAUUUGCACCUAUUGAAAGAAAAGGUGAUUCAAGCAGCAUCGUAUCUGCAAUUUGCUACACGGUCCCUAAGUCUGCUAUGGGAAGUAGUCUCUAUGCUCUAGAAUCAGGCUCUGAUUUUAAGUCUAGAGGGAUGUCUGCUGAGAGUCGGGUGAUAUUCGGGCCUGGUGUCACCAUGUCCACCUGUGACGUCAUGCUUAUUGAUGACAGCGAGUAUGAAGAGGAAGAGGAGUUUGAGAUUGCCCUGGCUGAUGCUUCUCACAAUGCCCGCAUCGGAAGGGUGGCAACAGCCAGGGUGCUCAUUAGUGGUCCCAAUGAUGCCUCCACGGUCUCCCUGGGCAACACAGCUUUCACUGUCAGCGAGGAUGCAGGCACCGUAAAGAUUCCAGUUAUCCGCCACGGUACUGACCUUUCUACUCUCACAUCUGUCUGGUGUGCAACACGGCCCUCUGACCCAGCUUCUGCUACUCCGGGAGUUGACUACGUCCCCAGCUCUAGGAAGGUGGAAUUUGGGCCAGGUGUCACUGAGCAGUUCUGCACCUUGACUAUCUUGGAUGAUACCCAGUAUCCGGUAAUUGAAGGACUGGAGACAUUUGUGGUUUUUCUGAGCUCAGCACAAGGAGCUGAACUGACCAAACCCUUCCAGGCUGUCAUUGCAAUUAAUGACACAUUCCAAGAUGUGCCAAGCAUGCAGUUUGCUAAGGAUUUGCUCCUAGUGAAGGAGAAAGAUGGUGUCCUGCAUGUUCCUAUCAUUCGGAGCGGAGACUUGAGCUAUGAGUCAUCAGUGAGAUGCUACACUCAGGGCCAUUCAGCUCAGGUCAUGGAGGACUUUGGGGAGAGAAGAAAUGCAGAUUCUUCACGGAUUACAUUUCUGAAAGGGGAGAAGGUAAAGAACUGCACGGUCUAUAUCCAUGAUGACUCCAUGUUUGAGCCCGAGGAGCAGUUCAGGGUCUACCUUGGCCAUCCUCUUGGAAACCACUGGAGUGGAGCCAAAGUUGGAAAAAAUAACAUGGCCACCAUCACCAUAUCCAAUGAUGAAGAUGCACCCACCAUUGAGUUUGAAGAAGCUGCAUACCAAGUCCGGGAACCCGCAGGACCAGAUGCCAUUGCAAUUCUGAACAUCAAGGUGAUCCGAAGAGGGGAUCAGAACAGGACCUCCAAGAUUCGCUGUAGCACUCGGGAUGGAUCUGCCCAGUCUGGUGUGGAUUAUUACCCAAAGAGCCGAGUCUUGAAAUUCAAUCCUGGUGUGGAUCACAUCUUUUUUAAAGUGGAGAUUCUGUCCAAUGAAGACCGGGAAUGGCAUGAAUCCUUCUCUCUAGUCCUUGGCCCCGAUGACCCAGUGGAAGCAGUUCUUGGGGAUGUGACUACUGCCACAGUGACAAUUCUAGAUCAGGAGGCAGCAGGAAGUCUCAUAUUGCCAGCGCCACCUAUUGUUGUCACCCUUGCUGACUACGACCACGUGGAAGAGGUUACCAAGGAAGGAGUCAAGAAGGCCCCCUCUCCGGGCUACCCUCUGGUCUGUGUCACACCCUGUGACCCUCACUUCCCCAGGUAUGCCGUCAUGAAGGAGCGCUGCAGCGAGGCAGGCAUCAACCAGACAUCCGUGCAGUUCAGCUGGGAAGUGGCUGCCCCCACUGAUGGCAAUGGGGCCCGGUCUCCCUUUGAGACCAUCACUGACAACACCCCCUUCACCAGCGUCAACCACAUGGUAAGUCUGGUGGCCGGGCCAGGUUGGGGAGGAAGAGAAUUGCUGAAUCCCUUUAUUACUCUGAUUCUGUCAAAUUCCUUCAGAUUCAUGCAUGGCAUUUGGAAUAACACAAAUAAACAGAUAAGCCAGUCCACUACAGGUUUCACACAUUGCACCAGUGAAGCUGGUUCUCUUCCAAAAGAGACAAAAGCAGUGGAGAAAUUGUACAUGGCAAACUGCAGGGGAAGGAAGAUUGCUAAAUUCAUUGGUGAAAACAGAUUUGUGAUGAAAAAGAAAUGCAUCCUACCGACUGUUCAGAGCAUGCAGAUAAACACUUGUUUCUGCCCUUUCUCCCCUAGAAUCCACAUUUCAGUGCAGAUCCCACACCAGGAUGGAAUGCUGCCUCUUAUCUCCACCAUGCCAUUGCACAACUUGCAUUUUCUAUUAUCUGAGUCCAUCUACAGACACCAGCAUGUCUGCUCCAAUUUAGUCACCACCCACGACCUGAAAGGCAUCUCAGAGGCAGGCUUCCUGGAUGAUGUGGUCUAUGACAGCACUGCCCUGGGUCCUGGAUAUGACCGCCCCUUCCAGUUUGACCCCAGUGUGCGGGAGCCAAAGACCAUCCAGCUAUACAAACACCUGAAUCUGAAGAGCUGUGUGUGGACCUUUGAUGCAUAUUAUGACAUGACGGAGCUCAUUGACGUCUGCGGGGGCUCUGUAACUGCUGACUUCCAGGUGAGGGACUCCGCUCAGUCCUUCCUGACGGUGCACGUGCCUCUCUAUGUGUCUUACAUCUAUGUGACCGCCCCCAGGGGCUGGGCCUCUUUGGAGCACCACACAGAGAUGGAGUUCUCCUUCUUCUAUGACACAGUCCUCUGGAGAACAGGAAUCCAGACAGACAGUGUGCUCUCUGCAAGGCUUCAGAUAAUAAGAAUCUAUAUUCGAGAGGAUGGCCGCCUCGUCAUUGAAUUCAAGACCCAUGCCAAAUUCAGAGGACAGUUUGUGAUGGAGCACCACACUCUCCCAGAUGUGAAAUCCUUUAUAUUAACUCCAGACCACCUAGGAGGAAUUGAAUUUGACCUGCAGCUCUUGUGGAGUGCUCAGACUUUUGAUUCUCCUUAUCAACUCUGGAGAGCCACAAGCUCCUAUAACAGGAAGGACUACUCUGGGGAGUACACCAUCUACUUGAUCCCUUGCACCGUGCAGCCCACCCAGCCAUGGACCGACCCAGGAGAGAAGCCCUUGGCCUGCACUGCACAUGCCCCAGAAAGAUUCCUGAUACCCAUUGCGUUCCAGCAGACCAACCGUCCUGUGCCCGUGGUGUAUUCACUCAAUACUGAAUUUCAGCUCUGUAAUAAUGAGAAGGUGUUCCUAAUGGAUCCCAACACAUCCGACAUGUCACUGGCAGAAAUGGAUUACAAAGGAGCCUUUUCAAAAGGUCAAAUCCUUUAUGGCCGAGUACUUUGGAAUCCAGAACAAAAUCUUAAUUCUGCUUACAAACUGCAGCUGGAGAAAGUCUAUCUUUGUACUGGCAAGGACGGCUAUGUGCCUUUCUUUGAUCCUACAGGAACAAUCUACAAUGAAGGGCCACAGUACGGAUGUAUUCAGCCCAACAAACACCUGAAACACAGAUUUCUGCUAUUGGACCGCAGUCAGCCAGAGGUCACUGAUAAGUACUUCCACGAUGUACCUUUCGAGGCCCACUUUGCUUCUGAGUUGCCCGAUUUCCAUGUGGUCAGCAGUAUGCCAGGUGUGGAUGGAUUCACUCUGAAAGUAGAUGCCCUCUACAAGGUGGAAGCAGGACACCAGUGGUAUCUCCAGGUGAUCUACAUCAUUGGCCCAGACACCAUCUCCGGACCCCGGGUCCAGCGUUCUCUCACAGCCCCCCUGAGGCGCCACCGAAGGGACCUGGUGGACCCCAGUGGCUGGCUGACCCUUGAUGAUUCCCUCAUCUAUGACAAUGAAGGGGACCAAAUCAAGAAUGGCACCAAUAUGAAGUCCCUAAAUCUGGAGAUGCAAGAGCCAAUUGUGGCUGCUUCUCUGUCCCAAACUGGGGCGUCCAUUGGCAGCGCCCUGGCUGCAAUCAUGCUUCUACUUCUGCUGUUUCUGGUGGCUUGCUUCAUCACCAGAAAAUGCCAGAAGCAGAGGAAGAAACAGCCCACGGAGGACAUUUUGGAAGAAUACCCUCUGAACACCAAGGUGGAUGUGCCCAAGAGGAACCAGGACAGGGUGGAGAAGAACGUGAACAGACAGUACUGCACUGUGCGGAAUGUCAACAUACUGAGUGACACGGAGGGGGCCUAUCCCUUCAAAGGUGCUAAAGUAAAAAAAUUGAAUCUGGAAGUCAGAGUCCACAACAAUUUACAAGAUGGAACGGAAGUUUAAUGGAGGAGACCCAUGUGUAUUUUUAUCUAAAAUCAUUUUUAUAAAACAGGGAAAUACUGGUAUUUUUAUAAUCUUGCAGACUUAAAAAAAAAAGGGAAAAUUAUAGCUUUGAGUGGCGGACGGUACACAUCACACACAUCGACUCAACUGAGCUACCUCGUGAAACAAAGAACCACUGAGACCCCCAGAGUACUGGAGUAGAGGUAGUCUGUGGACCCCUUUCACAGUCUCAGCAGCUACUAAGAGUACCUGUGAAAGGCUGAGCUUAGAAGCAAGUGUUUUAGCAUUAGGACAGGUGUUGGACAAUUAGGGUAACUGAUAGAAUUCAGAGGAUGUGGCAGAUCUCCCUGAGAGUGAGUGGGAUAUAGGACCUUUGGCUUCCUCCCCCUCCUCCAGUAUUCUCCUUCUUGGGCUUUUCAUGGACUCUGGACAAUAGAGUACCAAUUGCUGACACCCAGAUUCCAUUCAAAAAUCUACUGAUCAGCACAACAGCUCUAUUUGAACAUUGUUUCCCCCUGAUGGCCUAGUUGCCAUGACCUCUGAGUACAUUUUGCUUUUUCCAGAGUCUUUUACACAACUAGGAGUAUCCAUGUGCUUCAUACUAGAGGGCUUCUCUGCAAGUAUUUACAAAGGGGAGAGGACUGACCUGGGGAAUGUAGGGACCUGGUCUUGAAGCAGGAUGCUACACAACAGAUCCAGUGCACCCUGGCCUUUGUAUGCCAUGGAUGCCUAAAAAUCAUGAACAACACUUUCCUGCUACCCCAGGCUUUGCCCAGUCCAGUAAUAGACAAGCACACAUGCUUUGCUAGCAGUGGGUAUUUAAUUUUAUUAGCAUUUUAGGGAAGCAAGUGAUUUAUUUGAAUAAAACAAGAGGAAGCCCAGGUUGGAGUGAAAUCAGAAUAAACAGAUGUACAUUGGUCCUCUUGCUGUCUGUCACCCAGGAGAUGCAGGCACUGUCCCUGGUGCAGGAUUUCAGGGAUUUCUCUUUGGGGGUUCUUUUCUGGUAGCUCAGGCACUUAUUUUUACCAUAUCAGCACGUGACAAGGCCAUAAACAUGUGGCUUUAAAAUAAUUUAGCGUUCACAUAUCAGCUUACCUAUUCUGUGUGUGGUGUGUUCAUGGCUUGCCUUUGCUUCUCUUUUAUUUCUGCCUUUUUGGCAAAAACAUAAGCAUGCAUGUCAUGUUGUUUUGAACUAGAGGCACAGUUUCAUUAUUCAAGAGUAAAACACAUGCUCUCUUCCUGAUGCAUGGCACACCCUCGUCACUGAGCAAAUGACAGACCGUUCACGUUGUGUAAUGUUUGUGUUAGAAUUUCUGAGUCAAGCUCUUUGAGAACAUUCCAGACUGGAAACACUGUGGUAUUCAAACCUAAACAGAAUGAACCAUGAAAAGUUUUAGGCAGCUCUAUCAGACUCCAAGCUCCUUGAGAGCCGGACCUGCAUGAGCCACACCUUUUCAUUCUUCCGCAGUACCUGUCACAGGCAGGCACACCAGAAGUGUUUGUCAAGUGAGUGAGUGAACAGUGCAAUGGGUGAGAGAUAGAGGAAUAAAUUUAGAAGGAGAAGGUGAGAGAGUAUGGUUGGCAAAAUGACAAGGGUGAGUAGAGAAUUUACUUGGAUUAUGAAAUGACACUCUUCACUGGGUCAAAGAAACACUGCUUUACCUAGGUAUGACUGGCAGUGAUCCUUAGGAGGCAUGAACAGAAAGUUUGAAUAAUGUACCCAGAACAGGAGAGUAAAGGCAAAGUCUGACUUCAUGUUCUAAGGUGAGCGUAAGGUUCUCAAGAUGAAUUGGGGUGAGCCCAGAAAUUCCUGAUUGGAGAGAUGCUACUUCAGACCAGCUUGGGCCAUUCAGGCAGAACUUCUGUCUCAGCUUCAGAACAUCCAGACUUGGUGUCUCACGGCUGGAGAGCUGAUUAGCCUGGCACGAAGUCUUCUCCAGAACAGCCUAGAGGGUGAAUGCUAAUUCUGCAAGGACAGGGAGCCAGUCAUCUGGAGAGCAGCAUUCCAUUUGGCCCGUUACUAGUCACUGCUCUGAGUGCCAAGAUGCUCACACAUUAAAGCAGCACAUUUCCUUUGCUCAGAUGUUCUUCUCGCACACCCCUUCCAUUACUACUGAAUAGGACAUGUGUUUGGGGAGAUUGCAGACAGUUGGCAGAAUGAAACUAGUGUGGGGAGGGAGACGGAAGCCUGAGAGUGCUCCUGGCAGCCUCCACACACAGGGUGUAAAUUGACAAGGGCAACAUCGGUGAGGACCUGGGGGGGAUGAAUUUUGUGAAGAGAAAGCCUUGCAAUAUUCCUGCCUCCCUUUCUUUCUGCCCUUCACCCCGUUAUGUACACAUUUUGGAAUGUCAGUACUUCUCUAGUGAAUGCGUACUUGUUAAAUAAAAAUUGUUAAGAGAUGGGGAGUUGAGAUUCACCCCUUUGAUGUAGAAGUGUUCAAUUCAUUUACAUUUUAUGCUUCAUCUUAGGGAUCAGAUAAUUUGAUGACUAACGUGGAUUAUAUUUCAAGGAAAGCUUUGCUUUCCAUUUCUCUGACUUGCUCACUAAUGCCUUGUGUGUGUAUGUGUGUGUGUGUUACUAACCUUUUAUAUCAUGCCUUCAGGUGAGAAGGAACAAAAAAACCCUCAGGGGUUGCUACUCACUAUCAUAUGCCGGCUGUGAAGGUUAAAAGAAAUAAUGGUCUGAACCAUUUUUCUGCCUUGCUGCCCUUUUAUAGUACCCCAGGCCUCCUGCAGGACUCCUGCAGAUCCCUAUUGUUGGAUGGGAAAUAGUGUGGAAUGUGUUUGCACAGUUUUAUGAUAUUCAGUCUCAGACCCCAAUAGGUAUUUGUUAUUCUUGGAUCCUACACACCUGCUCAGACUGAGUAAAACAUUUGUGGUGCUGUCAACCUGAUUUCUUGAUCCUCAAAUGAUUUUUUUGUAUUUCUAAUAUGAAUUUGUGUGUUAUGAAUUUCUGAUUUCUCCAAUACCAUAUGCCACUAUAUAAAUUUGUAUUAAUAAAUAACAGUCUGGUUGGUU